Molecule: messenger RNA, 4104 nt
Organism: Ornithodoros turicata
Lineage: Eukaryota; Metazoa; Arthropoda; Arachnida; Ixodida; Argasidae
Product: solute carrier family 22 member 6-like
Exons: 3
Coding region: 1184-3718 (844 amino acids)
Biological process (GO): transmembrane transport
Cellular component (GO): membrane
Molecular function (GO): transmembrane transporter activity
Source: RefSeq, a predicted model, not a curated record
UAAAGGAUGGGUGCAGAGCUCGCGCCGAGUUCUGGUGUUACGUAACGUUAUCAUGUUUUCUGAGAAAUGCGCAACAAUAAAGGCGCCAAUCACAUCGCAAUAUUCAUGACGUUGUUAUAUAACGAGAGCGAAAGGGGCCUUCCUGGCUGGGAAUGAAACAACCGUCGUCUAGCCAGCAUGCGUCACAUUUGCCUCAGCGUGUUGUUGGCACUUUCCGGCUACGCUGCCUUUUUGGUGCGUGAUGCUGGAGCGCGUCAAGUGCGCUCAGUACAAGUUGUAAUCAACCAAGGCGAAGACCAGGACAAGAAGGAACCAGGACAAGAAGGAAGAAGCGAAGAACAAGAGGAAACCAGCGAAGAACAAGAAGAAACCAGCGAAGAACAAGAGGAAACCAGCGAAGAACAAGAGGAAACCAGCGAAGCAACGUCCACAACGCCCGGACAUUCUUGUGGAGGAUCAGGUGGUAAUUCGGACGGACGAUCUAGCGGAGAACCCGAAGCAGACUCAGAUACUUCUUCCGGGGGCACAUCAGGUUCUUCCCAAGGGGGAGGGUCGGGCGGAGGUUCUAGUUCUUCGGAAGAAGGAGGAUCUGGUGGAGAAUCCGGAGAACAAUCGGACAGUUCCUCCCAAGAGAGUGAAUCGAGUGGAAGUUCUAGUGACUCUUCAGAAGGAGGAGAAUCCGAUAGAGGAUCAGAAGGCCAAUUAGAGAUUCCUUCCGAACACAUGUCAGGUUCCUCCCAAGAUGGCGGAUCCGGCAGAGGUUCUGGUGACUCUUCAGAAGAACCAGAAUCUGGCAGACGAUCUUGAGGCCGAUCAGGCAGUUCUUCCGGGGGCACAUCAGGUUCUUCCGAAGGGAAGUGGACCGAGCGGUGGCUUCCGUGGUUCUCCGCUAUGGGGAACGUCCGUCAUCUCUGCGGAGAAGAUAAUAAAGCGGUUCUGAACACUAUAAGUAUGAGCCACGUUAUGAAACAGCGAAGCAGGCAGCGCAAGCAUGCGAGUAUAUAUCUCACCUAUAGGGGACAUUAUAAUAACAUCGCUUAAAACUAGUACUGUGCAUAACUAUACCUUUCACUGAUUUGUAAUCACAUCGCAUCCGAGAAACCAAUGGAAAUCUAUUCUGUAUUUGAACACUCAAGGACUAUAUACUUGGCGGUGCACGCCUUGAUGUAGUAAAUAAAUUAAAAUGCUCGUGCUCCUCGUGUUUCUCUCGCGCAUGCUAUAUGUUGUCGAAGCAGCAUUCGCUUUCAAUUUCCAAGUAUCUGACCCUGAACGCACACAACAUUGCUCGCAUCGCUGCGGUUAUGCAGUCAUGGCCCGACUACAACGCUCAGCCAGCAAACCGUCCACGGCUUCUUCUCAGUCCAAACGCCGCCAAUCAUUGGCGUCUCUACCCUCAGUCACCGACAGAUCAUCCACCAAAAUAGGCGGCGAUUUUAAAAGCGAAAAAAGCGCUUCCACUGUUUGCGUAGAGGAGAUCACCCUUGGCAACGUCUACGGUCACGGCUCUUUCCAGCGCAUGAUCCUCAUGACCAACGUCUUGGCGUCCGCCGUCAUGCAGUGCCACACGCUCGCAUUUACAGUGAUCGCUCGGAGGGUCGACUUCUGGUGCACGAGGCCUCCAACUUUUUCCCAUCUGAACGCAGAUGACUGGAGACGAAUAGGCGUACCACUGGAAGACGACGGCACUUACAGCCACUGUAAAGUCUACGAUGACCCUCUGCGAUCGAACCGGAGUGCGGUUCCGUGCCACUCGUGGGAGUACGCAACGUCCACGGAGACCAUCAUUACCGAAUGGAAUCUGGUCUGCGACAGAGAAUGGCUCUUAUCACUCGCAUCAUCUGUGUACAUGGCUGGAGCAAUGGUUGCUGUUCCCAUCCUUGGCACAGUGGCUGAUUACCUAGGUCGAAGACCGAUCGUAUGUGGCGCUGUCCUAGUCCUGCAAGUGGCCGGCUUUGGAAGCUGUUUUUCUAGAAAUUUUACCGUCUUCGUGGCGCUUCGCUGCGUCAUAUCGGGUUGCGUCAGCACUGUCUUCGUAAGUGGGUUCGUCUUGCUGAUAGAGGUCACGUCCCUGGAACACCGCACUUUUUACGCAACCCUGGCUGUGUCCCUGGGCCUCGUCAUAUCGCAGGUCGUCUUUGUGGCGGUCGAUCUGUACAACAUGGAGUGGUGGACCAUACAGCUCGUGUUUGGGGUCAUAACGACGACGCUGCUCUGUUCGUUUUGCACAGUUGAAGAAUCGCCACGUUGGCUUGCCACGACGUGCAACUACGAUCGCGCCGAACUGGCGAUUACGUGGGCUGCAGGCCGGAACAGGGUGCCUCUUAAAAGAGUGCGUGUAGCGUACAAGAAGCUGACCGCGAUGGUGACGCAAUGCGACCCGUCCGUGAAAGCUUCGACACUUGCACUGGUGACUCAUCCGUCACUUCGCCGACGAAUGGUGAUACUGUUUGUUUGCUGGUUCACUACAGUAUUGUCCUGUUACGGGCUAGAUGUUACGGACAUUAUAAAAAUGGAACAUUGGACGAAAGCUGCACUGACGACCCUAUACAUAGCGUCCACGGUGGUCUGUUACCACGCCAUGAAUUCCGUCGGUCGUAGGAGUGUUUUUGCAGUAAGCAUCGGUGUCCUCGGGGUUUCCUGCGCUGUGUUGUCGGCCAUGCAUGCGACUGAUCAACUAUGGCUGAGCAACGCGUUUCUGGUCGCCGGUAGGACUGCAGCGCACGCUGCGGUUCUUGUUCAGUUCAUCUACACAUCCGAACUCUUCCCUACAAAGGUGAGGAGCACGGGGCUCUGCGUAUCUUACAUGGCCGGACGUCUGGGUGCCGCCAUAGGGGCGCCACUUUUUAGUUCAUCGCUGCACUUGCAGCCUAGCGGUGCCUCUUUCGGAUUGGUGGUGAUCCUUGUUCUCGUAUGCGGACUGUCAACCUUCUGCCUGCCAGAGACGCAUGCCUAUUCUACCUGUAUGACGGCACUGGGAGAAGCUGCUAAGCUGCAGUCGUCACAAAUCACCAUCUCCUUUGGCCAACCAAAAUCUACGGAACAGGAGCCGAUGGUCAUGGAGGGCGAAAGUGGUAAUAGCGAGGAUGAUGAGGCAGCUGAACAGGCUGAGACAGCCGACACGGACGAAGGAAGUCAACCUCUGAGCGAACAGGAACAACCAACAGAGACUUCGGACUCUGAGGGAAACGACGAGAUCGCAACAUCCGCCUCAGAAGAUAGUCCUUCCGAAGAGGGAGCAUCAGACAGUGGAGAAUCAGAUGUGCCAGAUUGUUGCAAGAACGUCGGUUCUGAUACACCACAUGUUCACAUAACUAUGGGUGGAGAUGGUGGAAAUUCUAUAUCUAUUUCCGUGCACAAUCCUGCUUCAGGAUCUUCGCCGAGUGUCGGGAACGAAGAGACAGGUAAUGAUGAAGAGAGCUCUGAGGGUGCUGCAAGCGAGGGAGAAGAAAGCGAUGGUGCGUCGGAGAGGAACGGGACUGACGGUUCUAGUCCCCAAGGUGAAGUGGAAGGUUCUGGUAGUUCAGACGGCGAAAGCGCCUCUCCUGAUGUCGAAGUGGAAAGUGAGGAUUCCGGCAGUCCAGAUGAGGAAGGCACCGCUGAAGCAUCUGAUAGUUCUCCGGCGAAAGAAGGAUCUGACAACGAAUCUUCCAGUGCGGGAGGAACUGGUAGCGCGGAGCCCGGAAGCACACUUGAACGGGAGCACAGCAGUGAACCAUAGUUUCAAUAGAAGAGCGAUGAAUCUAGUUCAAUCGAUAAAGCACUUGGGUGUAUAGUUCGUAUAGUCCUAAGAGAGGAUGCAUUGGGCACUGUUGCUUGCAUGGGGGCGCUGUUGUACGUGACCACCACGGACACCAUGCUAUUUAUUAAUGUCCCCUGCGCUGGGGUUUUAUCGCUUUUAGAAUGUACCACGUACCAAACAGCCCGGUUUUUAUCGCUAUUUAUUAAUUUGUUAUUUUUACUUUGCACGCUGAAUUACUUUAUAGCGUGACAUAUAGGCAAAUAUUGGAAGCAGUACUUUGUGGGAUUUCAGUAUGUGUGGCAGUAUAGUGCAAUGACGCGGUUUUCUGUGGGAUUUCCUUCUCCUCUGGUCACUCAGUACUCACC